AGGAUUCCCGGAAGUGUCUGUAAUUAGUGAGUUGGAGCAGUUGGAGGCAGCUGGACCGGCGGCAGCAGAAGGUGCUGUCCCAUCAUCAGCUCACACCCAACGGGGCCGCAGCGCACCGCUCCUCCGGCCGAACAUCAUGACACCCGGAUCCAGGACCGCAGCCUGAGCCGCACCGAGGACCGAACCCCCGGUGUACCGCGGGCACGCGCACACAGCCGCGCUUACACGCACGCUCACGCGCGGGACAGCGACGCCGAAGAUCUCAGCGACCCACCGGCAGAUUGACGGAGGGAGCCGCGGAGCCGCCGCUGCGGAGACGCGUCCCGUAACAGAAUCCGGUCCGCGCGAGUCAUUUCACACCCACGCAGAUUUUAAAACAUGUCAUCUUCGGGGAAGGACGCCAACAGCGGGCAUUACGCCAACUAUGUGGGACCGUACCGGCUGGAGAAGACGCUGGGAAAAGGACAGACAGGUCUGGUGAAGCUGGGUCUCCACUGUGUCACAGGUCAAAAGGUCGCCAUAAAGAUCGUCAACAGAGAAAAGCUCAGCGAGUCUGUUCUAAUGAAGGUGGAGCGGGAGAUCGCCAUCCUGAAACUCAUCGAGCAUCCUCACGUCCUGAAGCUGCACGACGUCUACGAAAACAAGAAAUACCUGUACCUGGUGCUGGAACACGUGUCCGGCGGCGAGCUGUUCGACUACCUGGUGAAGAAAGGCCGGCUGACGCCCAAAGAGGCCCGGAAGUUCUUCAGACAGAUCAUCUCAGCGCUGGACUUCUGCCACAGCCACUCCAUCUGCCACAGAGAUCUGAAACCAGAGAACUUGUUGUUAGAUGAGAAGAAUAACAUCAGGAUAGCGGACUUCGGCAUGGCGUCUCUGCAGGUCGGGGACAGUCUGCUGGAGACCAGCUGUGGAUCUCCGCACUACGCCUGCCCGGAGGUCAUCAGGGGAGAGAAAUACGACGGGAGGAAAGCAGACGCAUGGAGCUGCGGAGUCAUCCUGUUUGCACUUUUAGUGGGCGCGCUGCCGUUCGACGACGACAACCUGAGGAACCUCCUGGAGAAGGUGAAGCUGGGAGUUUUCCACAUGCCGCACUUCAUCCCUCCGGACUGCCAGAACCUCCUGCGGGGGAUGAUCGAGGUGGACGCCGCCAAGCGUCUGACGUUAGAGCAGAUCCAGAAGCACACCUGGUACCUGGCUGGAAAAAACGAGCCGGAGCCGGAGCAGCCGGUUACCAGGAAGGUGUCCAUCAGGACGCUGGGCGCGCCGGAGGAGAUCGACCCGGACGUCCUGGAGAGCAUGCACUCCCUGGGCUGCUUCAGGGACAAGGACAAGCUGACCAAAGACCUGCUGUCUGAGGAUGACAACCAGGAGAAGAUGAUCUACUUCCUGCUGCUGGACCGGAAGGAGAGAUACCCGAGCCAGGAGGACCAGAACCUGCCGCCGCGCAACGAGAUCGAUCCUCCCAGGAAGCGCGUCGACUCGCCCAUGCUGAGUCGCCACGGCAAGCGGCGACCAGAGAGGAAGUCCAUGGAGGUUCUGACCGUCACAGAGGGCGGGUCGCCCGUCCCGGUGCGGCGAGCCAUCGACAUGGCAACCCACGGUCAGAGCAAAUCUGUUUUCAGUAAAAGCUUGGAUAUCACAAACGCUAACUGCAGCAAGGAGGAAAGGUCGCGGUCCAUCAGCGGAGCGUCCUCCGGUCUGUCCACCAGCCCCCUCAGCAGCCCCAGGCCCCACCGCCGGUUUUUCGUCCCGCCCCAGUCCCCCGAUCUCUGUCAGUCCCCGAACUGCAGCCCAACGCGCCUGAACGGGGUGGGGCCCCGCGCCCCCUUCCAGCCAAAGAUGGGCUCCCCCCUCAUGCACCCCCGCACGCAGACCCUCCCCGCCAAGCCCAAGGUGUCAGAGAAGCCCCUGCAGACCACCAGGUCCAACCCGCUGCCCCACACGGCCCAGACCCCCGGCGCCCCCAAACCCGAGCCGUCCACGACGAGCCAGCCCCUGGCCCCCAGCAGCCCGCGGACCAGACGCCACCCUCCCCUCACCGUCCCCCCCAAGCUGUCCAUCCCGCUGUCCCCGGUGCCCCCCCUGUCCCCGCUCCGCCGCCACCUCCACCCUGACCACAACGCCAAAUCUGUCCCCAUCACGCAGGUAACCCCCCACCCCUCCCCCAGGGGCAGCCCCCUCCCCACCCCGAAGGGCACGCCGGUGCACACGCCCAAGGAGAGCCCGGCCGGCACGCCGAGCCCCACGCCGCCGCCGAGCCCGUCCAUCGGCGGGAUGCCCUGGAGGACGCGCCUCAACUCCAUCAAGAACAGCUUCCUGGGCUCGCCGCGCUUCCACCGCAGGAAAAUGCAAGUUCCCACCCAGGAGGACAUGUCCAGUCUGACCCCAGACUCGUCUCCAGAGCUGGCUAAGAAGUCGUGGUUUGGGAACUUCAUCAACCUGGAGAAAGAGGAGCAGAUCUUCAUCGUGAUCCGGGACAAACCUCUGAGCUCCAUCAAGGCCGACAUCGUUCACGCCUUCCUGUCUAUCCCCAGCCUGAGCCACAGCGUCAUUUCUCAGACCAGCUUCAGGGCCGAGUACAAAUCCACGGCCGGUCCAACGGUUUUCCAGAAGCCGGUCAAGUUCCAGGUGGACAUCACCUACACAGAGAGCAGCGGCGCCACCAAGGAGAACGGCAUCUACUCUGUCACCUUCACCCUGCUGUCAGGUCCAAGUCGACGUUUUAAGCGCGUGGUGGAAACGAUCCAGGCGCAGCUGCUCAGCUCCAACGACCAGCCGGGCAUCCAGCCGCAGAUAUCCGACGUCUCCCAGCGCUCAGCCAGUAAAUCCUCCAAACGCGGCAGCCCGUUGAGUAACUUCUUUGACGUAAUUAAACAGCUUUUUUCAGACGAGAAGAACAUCCAAGCGUCGCACCCCCCAGGCGCCCCUACCUCGACUAGCUCCCCCACCAAGCAUGCCCCCGGCAGCAGGCCCAGCCAGACCCCGCCCAAUGACUCUAAAUGCCCCCCAGGCAAAGACAAAACAAAGAUGGCCGCCAGCAACAGGACACAGGAACACCCUUAAGGAGCAGUAGCUGUGCAUGACUAGAUGAAAAGCAGGAAUCAGGUCAUUAAGAAGCAGAGAGCUGCUAACUUUACCCUUUAGCUCCGAGUGAAAGUAAAAAGAGAAAAUCUACUUUUUGCCUAUAAAUUUUGUACUGUAUAAUGGGAAUGGCUCAGUUUAAAAGUCGAUCAGUAUUUUAAGAACUAGUAGCAAAUGUAGCUUUGCUGUCCCUCCCCUUGUGUCCCUCUGUGUCCUCCUCACAUGUGUGAUGGCUUGACUUGUCUCUGCCACCAGGGAUCAUCCAUAAUAGCUAUUAACCUCGACGGCUCCUCAGCUGCAGCCCACUCACGGCCCGCCGCCGCCGCCGAACCGAGCCCGACGCUGAGGGAAAGGCGGAGCAUCCCUUUUGAUUCCACUUCACCCGACAUUACCAAACGCAGACCAUCUCAGAAGAGUUGUAAAAAGGAAAAAAGGCCUUAAGACAGUGAUGUUUGUCCUCCUCUUCAUCCUUUUUCUUCCACUUUUCCCCACAUGUACAUACAAAAAACUACAAAACUGACUCCUUUCUGGGAUUUCCUGACUUGAAUCGGAGGCGGACGGAGGGACGGACUCUGGUUUCUUUUUAAAGUUGAGUUUUUUGUGGCUGAUUCUGGUAACCCAGGACAGUACAGGGCGUUCUGUGAUGUUCUAAAGAUGAAUGAUUUCUUCUGUUGUACAGGCCAGUUGGUGAUCUGUGUUGUGACAUUAAGUUUUAAGUUGAUUUGUAUUUAUGUUCAGGAGUGGUCACACCAGAAAGGGAUUGAUCCAUUAGCUGGCAUUCAUUUCUGUGUGAUCUUUCUCCUAAUCCUCGUUUAAAUUCUCUAAAUAAACUGAGUUACAGAAUUUAACUUUAACUCAUUUUAUUAAGCUGAGAACUUAAAGUUUAAGUUCUCCAAGUCUGAUGAGACGCAGAAACUUAAAAUGAACAAUUUGUUGGAUACAAAGUUAACAUCCACCCACUCAUCCUCAUCCUCAGUACUUCCAGUGGCUGUGGUUAGCUUAGCCGCCGUCGCUCAGUCACAUGCUAAGGACAGCCUGUCGUUUGUUUACUGCAGCGUGAAUUUCAAAAACUUUUCUUCUUCUUUAUUUACAAACAAUAAUUUUACUGAUUAUAGAAGAGAAAUUUAAACUUCAAAGUAAAGAGUUUUUAAAAACUUGAUUUAUCUGGCAUAAACUUUAUUAAACUUGAGCCUAGAACUGUAAGGCUUAACGUUAAGCUUCAGUGAACACAUCCUUGAUGCUAGCGCCACCUUCUGGUCCAAUUAUUAACGUUCUGGGCCGUUAUUGGCUGUUUGACACUCCAUACAUAAAUACACCAGAUCAAACAUUGUUCUCCUGUUUUCUGUUUAAAAUAAUUUGGUUUUUUUGCAGCUGGCGCCCUCUGCUGUUGGUUCAGCAGAUUACAACUCUAAAACAUCUUCAUACAGUUUAUCUAAUUAUUUUUACAGUAUUUAAUUUAUUUCAGUUUCGACCCAUUCUGGUGUGACCAGGUUGUUCUUAAAAUGUUUUUCUGUUAUGUUGCACUUUCGACAGCCCUUCGGUUACAUUAAAGUGUUUUUUUUACAUUUUGUUAUUCAGGUUAUUUUUUGUAUUAUCUGCAGGUUUCAGACGAUACUGAACUGCUCUGAAUAUUUUUCUAUUUUAAUGCGUUUUUCAUGAGCUAUUUAUCAGUUAUUUAUAUCAAAGAUGUAGAGAAUGUUCCUGAAAUUGAUUAUUUAAAGAUAUUUUUGUCAUGUUUAAUUUAUUUUUUCUGUUCCUUGUUUGUUGUUUUUGUUGUUUUUUGAGGAGAGAAACUUUGUAACAUAUGUUUGAAACUGAUUUGUUGUAUUUAAGAAUGUAGAUUUAGCCUCUUUGGGAGGAAACCCCGUCUGUUGGGCGAAUGAAGACUCAAACAUUCAUCGUGUAAAUAAGCAGUUUUCCUGACGAGCUUAUUUAAAAAACCAGGGGGAUUCCUGUUCUUAGCUUUGACCUUUGACCUCGUACGGUUGUUUGCAUGUUCAGCAUUCGUCUUUUCUUUGCAUGUCGCUGUUGAAAUGUUCACCGUUCCCUUUUUGAGUCUAGGUUUUUAUGCAUUUUUUAUCUGAGCUUUUCAUUCGUUUUACCUUCAGAUUUUGAUUUUUGAUUUUCAUUCGUUCUUUUGCCAGCCUCUUCCUUCCUCCCCUUUAUAUUUGGUUACUGUAAGCACGCAGUAAACUUGCAUCCUAAUCACUCAUGUUUCUCGGAGACGGACUCGGUUCAGAGGAAACCUAAAGCAAUACCUUCCAUCCUUCGCUUUUUCUACUGCGGGAAUCCAGAGCACACUGAACGGACUCGGAGCAGGAGAACCACUGGCAACGUUUUCCCUUGUGAUGUUACUGUGAACAAAUUCAGUGCUAAAGGAAUAAAUCUGUUGACUUUG
Molecule: messenger RNA, 5479 nt
Organism: Gambusia affinis (western mosquitofish)
Lineage: Eukaryota; Metazoa; Chordata; Actinopteri; Cyprinodontiformes; Poeciliidae
Product: serine/threonine-protein kinase BRSK2-like
Exons: 21
Coding region: 379-3063 (894 amino acids)
Biological process (GO): microtubule cytoskeleton organization; intracellular signal transduction; protein phosphorylation
Cellular component (GO): cytoplasm
Molecular function (GO): tau-protein kinase activity; ATP binding; protein serine/threonine kinase activity
Source: RefSeq, a predicted model, not a curated record